AUGGCAAAAUACAUCGCUCAAAUUGUGAUACUCGGAACACAAGUAAUAGGAAGAGCUUUCGCCAGGGCGUUACGACAGGAAUUCGCAGCUAGUCAAGAAGCAGCACGAAGAGGAGGCGGCGGUCAACAAGGUACCAGUCGUGCUGCAGCCAAUGCGAAAAGUGGAAUCACGUUGGAGGAGGCUCAGCAAAUAUUGAACGUCGACAAGCUGGAUCCAGAAGAAAUCAAAAAACAAUACGAGCAUCUAUUUAGGGUGAACGACAAGAGCAAGGGUGGAUCGUUUUAUAUACAGUCGAAAGUUGUUAGAGCCAAAGAAAGACUUGACAAGGAGCUUGAAAUGAAGCAAAAAACUGAAGAACCAGAGAAAUGA
This is a messenger RNA of Schistocerca americana (American grasshopper), 369 nucleotides long. Its product is annotated as mitochondrial import inner membrane translocase subunit tim16-B-like. Lineage: Eukaryota; Metazoa; Arthropoda; Insecta; Orthoptera; Acrididae. The record is from RefSeq and is a predicted model, not a curated record. Gene Ontology annotation, biological process: protein import into mitochondrial matrix. The transcript has a single exon. Bases 1 to 369 code for a protein of 122 amino acids. Gene Ontology annotation, cellular component: TIM23 mitochondrial import inner membrane translocase complex.